Sus scrofa (pig) is the source of this 2517-nucleotide messenger RNA. It is a transcript of the gene RAPSN, whose product is annotated as receptor associated protein of the synapse. Gene Ontology annotation, molecular function: acetylcholine receptor binding; protein-membrane adaptor activity. Gene Ontology annotation, biological process: synaptic transmission, cholinergic; positive regulation of neuromuscular synaptic transmission. Gene Ontology annotation, cellular component: plasma membrane; neuromuscular junction. Lineage: Eukaryota; Metazoa; Chordata; Mammalia; Artiodactyla; Suidae. The record is from RefSeq and is a predicted model, not a curated record.
AGCAAAGCCAGGGAUCAAACCCUCAUCCUCAUGGAUCCUAGUCGGGUUCGUUAACCACUGAGUCAUAUAGGGAACUCCCAAGGACUCUUUCAAACUGGGACUGGGGUUGGAGUUGGGUGUUUUUUUAAACCUUCAAAGGCCAACUUCUAUUCCGGGUGGGCAGUUUUCCACAGAGUAGAUGGACAAAGCUCAAGAGAACCUGUCGCUCAUGUCACACAGUCUUUCCUAGGUGUCGGGCACUGUUGAUGCAGUCAUGUAGUCCCCCUAACAAUCCGGUGGAGUAGGAGGCAUUACGUCCUGCCCAAAGUCAUGCCGUCCACACAGCUAACAGGCAGCCGAGUCAGAAUUCAAACCCUGGCAGCUGGCUCUGGGGUCCAGGCUGUUACCCACCACGUGAUGCUGCUCCCAACAAGCCUGCGAGUUAGGGUUUAUUAGCCUGUUAGAGCCUCAUGUUGCAGAGGGGGACACUGAGGCCCAGAGAGGUGAGCGAUCGGCUUGGGCCAGCCUGUGAGUUAGGACAACGUGUGGGGAUGGUGUGAACAGGGGCACCGAGGGUAAGUGACCUCGGUGCUGGUGACUCACAGGAACAGAGCCUCGGGAGGGUGGGCAGAGAGGGGAGGUUGCGAUGCAGGAGAGGCAGGGCUCAGUGCUGGGCACCCGCCUCAGCCUCCCGGCCGCCCAUGUACCCAGCCUCAUCCCUUCCUCCUCCCGCUCUCGGCCCACUCCUGGAGGCAGCUCCUUGGUUGGGCUGCGAGGAGGCCUGCCCUGCCAGGGGGCUCAGGGCCACUGUCAGAGGUGCUAAAGAGAUGCCCCAAGGGGCUGUCCGGGGCAGGGGGGUGGGGGGCAGUGAACACCUUCCUCCCAGCUUGGGGGUGGGUGCGGCAGAGGCCCGCGUGACCUUGUGCCUGACAUUCCUCAGCAGCCACGUGGCCCCAACUGGCAGGGACAGCUGCAGACAGGGGCCGGACCAGCUUUGUUCCCAGGGUGGCGCCCGUUCUCCAUCCAGGCCCCACUCCUUCUGAGGGCUCAGUGGGCAGCUGGCACAGUGGGUUCCCUGCCAUGAGUGCCUAGAGGCACAGAGCCACCAGGGUCUCUCCGCGGGCGGCGAGGGUCUCUGAGGAUGGGGCAGGACCAGACGAAGCAGCAGAUCGAGAAGGGGCUCCAGCUGUACCAGUCUAACCAGACAGAGAAGGCGCUGCAGGUGUGGAUGAAGGUGCUGGAGAAGAGUUCCGACCUCGUGGGGCGCUUCCGGGUGCUGGGCUGCCUGGUCACGGCCCACUCGGAGAUGGGCCGAUACAAGGAGAUGCUGAAGUUUGCUGUGGUGCAGAUCGACACGGCUCGAGAGCUGGAGGAUGCCAACUUCCUCCUGGAGAGCUACCUGAACCUGGCACGCAGCAAUGAAAAGCUGUGCGAGUUUCACAAGACCAUCUCCUACUGCAAGACCUGCCUCGGCCUGCCUGGCACCCGGGCAGGCGCCCAGCUCGGUGGCCAGGUCAGCCUGAGCAUGGGCAACGCCUUCCUGGGCCUCAGCCUCUUCCAGAAGGCCCUGGAGAGCUUCGAGAAGGCCCUGCGCUAUGCCCACAACAACGACGAUGCCAUGCUCGAGUGCCGCGUCUGCUGCAGCCUGGGCAGCUUCUACGCCCAGGUCAAGGACUACGAGAAAGCCCUGUUCUUCCCCUGCAAGGCUGCUGAGCUUGUCAACGACUACGGCAAAGGCUGGAGCCUCAAGUACCGGGCCAUGAGCCAGUACCACAUGGCUGUGGCAUAUCGCCUGCUGGGCCAUCUGGGCAGUGCCAUGGAGUGUUGUGAGGAGUCUAUGAAGAUUGCCCUGCAGCAUGGGGACCGGCCCCUGCAGGCGCUCUGCCUGCUCUGCUUUGCUGACAUCCACCGGAACCGUGGGGACCUGGAGACAGCCUUCCCCAGGUACGACUCUGCCAUGAGCAUCAUGACUGAGAUUGGAAACCGCCUGGGGCAGGUGCAGGUGCUGCUGGGUGUGGCCAAGUGCUGGGUGGCCAGGAAGGCACUGGACAAGGCUCUGGAUGCCAUUGAAAGAGCCCAGGACCUGGCCGAGGAGGUGGGGAACAAGCUGGGUCAGCUCAAGCUGCACUGCCUGAGCGAGAGCAUCUACCGCAGCAAAGGGCUGCAGCGGGAGCUGCGCGCGCACGUCGUGCGCUUCCACGAGUGCGUGGAGGAGACUGAGCUCUACUGCGGUCUGUGCGGCGAGUCCAUAGGAGAGAAGAACAGCCGGCUGCAGGCGCUGCCCUGCUCCCACAUCUUCCACCUCCGGUCAUGGGGUUUAGACACUCAAGGCCAGACCUGCCUCCAUCCCAGUCUCCUGCCUCUCCGCCCAGGCUCUGCCCUGGAGGCCUCCCCAGGCAGAGGGCAAGAGCAGAGCUGGGCCGCUGGCAGGAGCCUGGGGCUGUGGAUACUUCCUGCAUCUGCAGCGGGGAGGAGAGGGGAGAGAGCCCAGCCCAGGAUGGAAGGACAGGCCCGGUGAGUGGACAGAGCCCUUUGCUU